CGGGAGGCGGAGCGAGUUGGGGGUGGGGCUUCCUGGCUACGCCACCGGAGCGCAUGGGCGGACGGCAUCCUCGGAGCUGACAGACCCCUUCAAUUUCCGCCGUUGUCGGAAAGAUUGCGAAGGCUGUGAGCAGAGCGCUACUUGAGCUCCCUCGGUCGCCAGCAUGACUGAUGAAAAAGAUUCCCUGAGGGGAGGCGAAGAGAAAGCAGAAGAGCCGGUGGUGCGUACCGUCACCAGUAGUGCGUACUCCGUGAAGCCGGCGGCGGAGGAAGAGCCCAUGAAGGUGGAAGAGCCGGUGGGGGCUGAUGGCUUCUCUGACAGCUGCUCUGAUGGCUGCUCUGACGACCUCAGCUGUGGGGAGGCCCACAUAGAUCCAAAUCUCCUAGGGCUUGCGGCUGACGAGGAGAAAUGCCGGAAUAUCCGCAAGCAGUACCGGCAGCUCAUCCAUAACGUCCAGCAGAACCGUGAAGACAUAGUGAACACGGCGAGCGACUCCUUAACCGAGGCUCUGGAGGAAGCCAACGUCCUUUUUGAUGGAGUGAGCCGAACCAGAGAAGCAGCUCUCGAUGCCCAGUUUCUCGUUUUGGCUUCUGAUUUGGGUAAAGAAAAAGCAAAGCAACUAAACUCUGAUAUGAACUAUUUUAAUCAAGUAGCUUUUUGUGAUUUUCUGUUUAUAUUUGUGGGUCUGAACUGGAUGGAAGAUGAUGAACAUGAGUUGAGUGGCUGUGACGAUAAUAUAGCUCUUUCCUUCUGGGAGACAGUGCACAAAGAAGCAACAUCCUGGACAUUGCAAGCUGAAACAUUCCACUUUAUUUUUGGUUCAUUCAAGUCACAGUCUUCUGCACCAAAGCACCGAUCUGAACACCAUAAAAAAACUCACAGAAUGGAAGAAAAUGGGGAUAUGCCUACAAAGCUGAGAAAGCUGGACCUGAGUAAUAACCAAGAAGCGACAGAAAAAGAAGUAGAAAGAAUCCUGGGACUGUUGCAAACGUACUUCCGAAAGUAUCCUGAUACUCCCGUGUCCUAUUUUGAGUUUGUGAUUGAUCCAAAAUCUUUUUCUCGUACUGUGGAGAAUAUUUUUUAUGUUUCUUUCAUUAUAAGGGAUGGUUUUGCAAGAAUAAGGCUUGAUGAAGACAGGCUGCCAAUAUUAGAGCCAAUUAAUAUUAACCAAGUGGGUGAGGGAAAUGAUCCCAGUUCCCAUGGCAGGAAACAAGGAGUUAUAUCUUUGAGUUUACAGGACUGGAAAAAUAUUGUGGCCACUUUUGAAAUUUCAGAGGCUAUGAUCACAAACUCCUACUAAAUAUUUUUGUUCUUAGUAUAAGGUGCAUUUUGUGGCUUUUCUGAAGUAUCUCAAAAUAGAGUGUAAAAUCUAAGAAGCACAUACUGUAUCUCUUGUAAAAUGAAAAAAGUGUUUUCAGGAACAUCAUAAAUUGUACUGUGCAGUGUGUUUUUUUCCUUGGUAGUUUAUAAGGUUGUCAUGGUCUUCUGUUAUUAAAAAAAUUACUGGCAUGUUCGUGGAAAAUUUUUUUGAAUGUCCUUUAAGACUUUAUUAAUAAAAAUCAGUUCAAAAUUUCAUAAAUUACAAAGUAUUUGGUAUU
Pteronotus mesoamericanus is the source of this 1598-nucleotide messenger RNA. It is a transcript of the gene EID3, whose product is annotated as EP300 interacting inhibitor of differentiation 3. Lineage: Eukaryota; Metazoa; Chordata; Mammalia; Chiroptera; Mormoopidae. Gene Ontology annotation, cellular component: nucleus; Smc5-Smc6 complex. The transcript has a single exon. Gene Ontology annotation, biological process: DNA repair. The record is from RefSeq and is a predicted model, not a curated record. Bases 164 to 1300 code for a protein of 378 amino acids.